AUGUCUCUGUUUCACUUCAAACACUCCUCAAGCUUUUUACCAAAUUUCAUUGCUGCCUUUCCUACUUUACCAUUUAAGCAAGGCUGUAUAUUGCUGAAUAUUUUACGAAAGCAACAAGCUCGCUUUUCUUCCAGUAAAAGAAUUUUCUUUUCACAGAAUCAACAACGGAAAACGUACCUUUUUCCAACGCAUUUCUCUACUCGUAUUUCCGUUCCUUCUAUCCGCAGCCAUUACACCACCAUGAGUCAAGAACAAGAGCCCAAAGUCUUAGAUGUCAGUGACCUCGAAAGCAAAGAUGCAAAAUGGACUAGUUUAAAAAAGAUUACCUGGCAAGACCAGAGUGGUAAAACCAGGGCUUGGGAAAUGGCUGAACGUACUACCCGAUCCAAGAGUGGUAUAGAUGCUGUUGCCAUUUUAGGUAUUAUCCCAAUUGAUGGCGAGCCUCACGUUUUGUGCCAAAAGCAAUACCGCCCUCCACUAAGCAAGACCUGUAUCGAGAUCCCAGCAGGACUCGUAGAUUCGGACGAAUCUCCCGAAGAAAGUGCUGUUCGUGAGCUUCGUGAAGAAACUGGUUUCGUUGGAACGGUCAAAGAAGCCACAACUGUCAUGUAUAAUGAUCCCGGCUUAACCAACGCCAACUUGAAGAUUAUACUCGUUGACAUUGACAUGUCUAACCCUGAAAACCAAAAUCCACAACAACAGCUGGACCAAGGAGAGUACAUAAGCAACUUCCCUAUCAAGUUAUCUUCUCUUCAGAAUGAAUUAUUUUCUCUCGAGAAGCAAGGAUUCGCUGUGGACGUUCGUCUCUCAACAUUUGCCUUGGGAAUGCAGGCUGCUUUCAAGUACUUGGUGAAUUAA
Schizosaccharomyces osmophilus is the source of this 858-nucleotide messenger RNA. It is a transcript of the gene ysa1, whose product is annotated as ADP-ribose diphosphatase, NudF subfamily Ysa1. The transcript has a single exon. Lineage: Eukaryota; Fungi; Ascomycota; Schizosaccharomycetes; Schizosaccharomycetales; Schizosaccharomycetaceae. The record is from RefSeq and is a predicted model, not a curated record. Bases 1 to 858 code for a protein of 285 amino acids. Gene Ontology annotation, molecular function: ADP-ribose diphosphatase activity. Gene Ontology annotation, cellular component: cytosol; nucleus. Gene Ontology annotation, biological process: ribose phosphate metabolic process; nucleoside phosphate metabolic process.